AUGGCCGAAGUGAGUCCGAGUUUCACACUGAAUCCGGGUGAUGUGAAAAUGAUUCAUCAUCUUCGUAGUGGUGGCAAGUUGGUGGUUCAGAAAAAGAAGAAUGGGGAUGUUGCUUAUGCACUAAGUUGUCCCGAUGGAAGGAAGCUGUUUCUUGAGAAGACUAAGGAACUCGCCGUGCUGUCGCUAACGGAUUCACAGGGACAUUCAAUCAAAACACUUGCUUGUGAAUUCUAA
Molecule: messenger RNA, 234 nt
Organism: Angiostrongylus costaricensis
Lineage: Eukaryota; Metazoa; Nematoda; Chromadorea; Rhabditida; Metastrongylidae
Source: the annotation of a GenBank genome assembly